AUGUCCACCACCACGGCUUCCAGCACGCCGCUGGACCCCCGGCCAGUCUUCUUCUUCGACAUUGACAACUGUCUCUACUCCAGAGGAUGCAACAUCCACGAUGAGAUGCAGAAAUUGAUCACCCAAUUCUUCAUCAAACACCUCUCCCUCAACGCCGAUGACGCACACAUGCUUCACAUGAAAUACUACAAGGAGUACGGUCUCGCUAUCGAAGGUCUCACACGCCACCAUAAGAUCGAUCCGCUGGAGUUCAACCGCGAAGUCGACGAUGCGCUGCCCCUCGACGAUAUCCUCAAGCCGGACCCCCAGCUGCGUCAGCUGCUCGAGAACAUUGACCAGAGUAAAGUGAGGCUGUGGCUGCUCACAAACGCCUACGUCACCCACGCGAAGCGCGUCGUGAAGCUGCUCCAGAUCGAUGAUCUGUUCGAGGGCAUCACGUACUGUGACUAUGCGGAGACCCCGCUAGUCUGCAAGCCCAGUCAGACCAUGUAUGAGAGGGCAGAGAGGGAUGCUGGGGCAUCGAGUACGGCUGAGUGUUAUUUUGUUGAUGACUCUCAUCUCAACUGCACUCAUGCCACGGAGCGCGGCUGGGCUGUCGCCCAUCUUGUAGAGCCGGGGCUCCCCGUGCCCAAUGUGCCGGCUUCCCCGUACGUUAUUCAAAGCCUAGAGGAGCUGAGGGCCUGCUUCCCCAGCCUGUUCAAGAGCAAUUAA
Aspergillus heteromorphus CBS 117.55 is the source of this 711-nucleotide messenger RNA. Its product is annotated as putative pyrimidine 5'-nucleotidase. Lineage: Eukaryota; Fungi; Ascomycota; Eurotiomycetes; Eurotiales; Aspergillaceae. Gene Ontology annotation, biological process: pyrimidine nucleobase metabolic process; nucleotide catabolic process. The coding region runs from base 1 to 711 and encodes 236 amino acids. Gene Ontology annotation, molecular function: nucleotidase activity. The record is from RefSeq and is a predicted model, not a curated record. The transcript has 5 exons.